CGAACCUCUUUUCCGAAUCCAUAUCUAAUCUUCCAUUUCUCAUUGGCCACGCAUUAUCUCUACUCUAUAUCGAACAUAAAAUUUUUAUAAAAUCCUCCCUGCUAACCCAUACAACCAACCCCCAACAAAAAGGCCUUAUCUUCCCUGUGAAGGCUAGCUUUUAAAAAAUAAGUUCUUAUCAUUUUUCUUUACCUUGCAUGUUUAAUAGGAAGUCACUAGUCAACAACCAGCUACACGUAAACUUGAGCGUAUCUUCGUUCAUUCAUUUCUCCUCAUCUUUCAUUUUGCAAUCAAUUUUUUCCUUUCUUUCUUUCCCUGCAUUAAUUAAGUUUGAUUUGUUUCUGUAGAGGUCACCUUUUGAGUUUUUAUCAUCGUGAAUAAGUCAAGUUUUUCAAUCUUUUCACUCGUUUUACAAAAGGGCCACCUGAGCUAUACUUGAAACAAUCUUUCUUUGCUCAAACUUGAUCAAAAACAUCUCUCUCUCUCUCUCUCCCCCUCCCUCCCUCCCUCCUCUCUCUCUCUCUCUCUCUCGCUCUCCCCCCUGCACCUUCUUGAUCAAAUCAGCUCAACUUCUUAGGAAUGUUGUAAGCCAGCUAGUUGAUUUGGUUGAAAUGGGCUGCGGUGCAUCAAAAAAAGACCAGGUCUGCCACAACUGUCACAAGUCAUUGGCACCCGUUACGCGGAGCUACUCAAUGCACGUCCACCACCCACCACAACGGGCCGGUGACACCUACCAUGUUGUAGCCCUCACUUCCUCUACUCUUGGUUCUUUAAAAAUUGACACCCCUUUUCUUCAAACGCACCAGAAUGAUGAAAAGAUGGAAACUUUUGAUGAAUUUGAUGACAAGAAAAUAAGAAAUGAAGAAUUUUCUAUUGGUAUGCUUGAGGCCAAAUCUUGGUCUAAGAUGAUUGAUGAGAAGAUACCCAAAGUUGUUCCAAGGACACCGGUUAGAACCCCGCCUGGUGAGCCUGAGACGAUUGAUGCAAUGGAAUUGAUGCAGGGGAUUGAAGAGUUGAGCCCUGUGCAUCGAAACUAUAGGAGUUUUUCGUUUAGUGUGAAAUCGGAUUUGAUUCAAGAAAAUUGUAAGGAUUCUUGUAGGCCAUUGUGGAUGGAUGUUGGGAAGAAUGAUCUGAAUUCGGAUUCGUUUGUAUCGGAUUUUGAUGCGGAUAUAAUUACUCAAUUUAGGAAGUCACUUGAAGAUUUGCCACCAGAUAAUGCAUUUCACUUAAGGCCUGUAGUGGGGCUUGUCGCGGAUUCGAAGAAUUUGAGUGGUGGUUAUAAAGAUGAGGUUUUUGGUAAAGAAAAGGUGGUUUUGUAUUUCACAAGUUUGAGGGGUGUGAGGAAGACUUAUGAGGAUUGUUGUCAUGUUAGAGUGAUUCUAAAAGGGUUAAAUGUGAAAGUUGAUGAAAGGGAUGUUUCGAUGCAUUCAGGAUUCAAGGAGGAGUUGAAAGAGCUAUUAGGGACUAAUGUAGGUGGUGGUUUGCCAAAGGUGUUUGUGGGAAAGAAGUACAUUGGUGGUGCUGAGGAAGUACGUCGAUUGAAUGAAGACGGGCAGCUUGAGAAGGUUCUAGCUGGUUGUGAAAAGGUGGAUGAUGGCGGUGAUGGUCGUAUAAAUGGUGGUGCAUUGUGUGAGGGGUGUGGGGAUGUAAGGUUUGUGCCUUGUGAGACAUGUUCAGGGAGUUGUAAGAUAUAUUAUGAAGCUGAGUACUAUGAAGACGACGAAGAAGAAAACGAUGAAGCUCAAUUCGGGUUUCAAAGAUGUCCUGAUUGCAAUGAGAAUGGACUCAUCAGGUGUCCACUUUGUUGUAAUUAGCAUUGAUCAUAGUUACAUAUUCUCAGUUCACUUCAGGAGUUUUGUUUUGUGUACAGUCUUUUGACACUUAUCAUUGUAUCAAGAUGAACUGUUAUGUUCUUCAAUAUCUCCCAUGCUGAGGUUUGUUUAUAAGAAUGUCUUUAGUCUGUUUCUUGAUUUAA
Molecule: messenger RNA, 1975 nt
Organism: Daucus carota subsp. sativus
Lineage: Eukaryota; Viridiplantae; Streptophyta; Magnoliopsida; Apiales; Apiaceae
Exons: 1
Coding region: 612-1814 (400 amino acids)
Source: RefSeq, a predicted model, not a curated record